Messenger RNA from Delphinapterus leucas (beluga whale), 3142 nucleotides. It is a transcript of the gene MACO1, whose product is annotated as macoilin 1. NCBI's taxonomy places the organism in Eukaryota, Metazoa, Chordata, Mammalia, Artiodactyla, Monodontidae. The record is from RefSeq and is a predicted model, not a curated record. Gene Ontology annotation, cellular component: rough endoplasmic reticulum membrane. Gene Ontology annotation, biological process: neuronal signal transduction.
GGAAGCGCUGAGCCCACACCUCCUCGUCCCACCCCCUCCCCCAGGGUGCUGGCUCCAUGUCUGUGUGACCGGCCCCAGGGGUAGAGUCCAGGCCCGACGCGGGGCGGGCCGGCGGCGGCGGCGGCGGCGGCGGCUGAGGUGAGAGGCGGCGGCGGCGCGGGCACCCGGCCCCCCAGCGGGAGGAUGAAGCGGCGGAACACCGAGUGCAGUAAGCUCCGCCGCCCCCUAAAGCGGAACCGGAUCACCGAGGGCAUCUACGGCAGUACGUUUUUAUACCUGAAAUUCCUGGUCGUGUGGGCACUUGUCCUCCUGGCAGAUUUUGUCCUGGAGUUCAGAUUUGAAUACCUGUGGCCAUUUUGGCUUUUCAUCAGAAGCGUCUAUGAUUCCUUCAGAUACCAGGGACUGGCCUUCUCAGUAUUUUUUGUUUGUGUAGCAUUCACGUCAAAUAUAAUAUGUCUGCUGUUCAUCCCCAUACAAUGGCUUUUUUUUGCUGCUAGUACAUAUGUGUGGGUUCAGUACGUAUGGCACACAGAAAGGGGAGUGUGUUUGCCCACAGUAUCCCUCUGGAUACUCUUUGUUUAUAUUGAAGCAGCAAUUAGAUUUAAAGAUCUCAAAAAUUUUCAUGUAGACCUUUGUCGUCCAUUUGCUGCUCACUGUAUUGGGUACCCUGUGGUGACUUUGGGCUUUGGCUUCAAAAGUUAUGUAAGCUACAAAAUGCGGUUGAGGAAGCAGAAGGAAGUGCAAAAAGAGAACGAAUUUUACAUGCAGCUUCUUCAACAAGCCCUCCCCGCAGAGCAACAAAUGCUACAAAAGCAAGAAAAAGAGGCUGAGGAAGCAGCCAAAGGAUUACCUGAUAUGGAUUCCUCAAUCCUCAUACACCACAACGGAGGUAUCCCAGCCAAUAAAAAACUCCCCACAACUUUGCCAGAGAUAGAAUACCGAGAAAAAGGGAAAGAAAAAGACAAAGAUGCCAAAAAACACAACCUUGGAAUAAAUAACAACAAUAUUCUACAACCUGUAGACUCUAAAAUACAAGAAAUUGAGUAUAUGGAAAACCAUAUCAAUAGUAAAAGAUUAAAUAAUGAUCUCGUGGGAAGUACAGAAAAUCUCUUGAAAGAGGACUCAUGCACUGCUUCCUCAAAAAACUACAAAAAUGCCAGUGGAGUUGUGAACUCCUCACCUCGAAGUCACAGCGCCACAAAUGGGAGCAUUCCUUCCUCGUCUAGUAAAAAUGAGAAGAAGCAGAAAUGCCCUAGCAAGAGCCCAAGUGCACACAAGGACUUAAUGGAAAACUGUAUUCCUAAUAACCAGCUAAGCAAACCAGAUGCACUGGUAAGGCUGGAACAAGACAUUAAAAAGUUAAAGGCCGACCUGCAGGCCAGCAGGCAAGUGGAACAGGAGCUCCGCAGUCAGAUCAGCUCCCUCUCGAGCACCGAGCGAGGGAUCCGCUCAGAAAUGGGCCAGCUCCGGCAAGAGAACGAGCUGCUGCAGAACAAGUUACAUAAUGCUGUGCAGAUGAAGCAAAAAGAUAAGCAGAAUAUCAGCCAGUUGGAGAAAAAGCUAAAAGCUGAGCAGGAAGCCCGAAGUUUUGUAGAAAAGCAGUUAAUGGAGGAAAAAAAAAGGAAGAAGUUAGAAGAAGCUACUGCUGCCCGGGCUGUUGCAUUUGCUGCUGCGUCUAGGGGAGAGUGCACCGAAACCUUACGGAAUCGGAUCAGAGAAUUAGAAGCAGAGGGCAAGAAGCUCACAAUGGACAUGAAGGUGAAAGAAGACCAGAUCAGAGAACUAGAACUGAAAGUUCAGGAGCUUCGGAAGUAUAAGGAAAAUGAGAAGGACACUGAGGUGUUAAUGUCAGCCCUCUCAGCCAUGCAAGAUAAAACGCAGCACCUGGAGAACAGCCUGAGCGCAGAGACAAGAAUCAAGCUGGACCUGUUCUCUGCACUGGGGGAUGCAAAGCGACAGCUCGAGAUUGCCCAAGGACAAAUUCUUCAGAAAGACCAGGAAAUCAAGGACCUAAAACAGAAGAUAGCCGAAGUCAUGGCCGUCAUGCCCAGCAUAACAUACAGUGCCGCCACCAGCCCCUUGAGCCCCGUUUCCCCACACUACUCUUCCAAAUUUGUGGAGACCAGCCCCUCUGGACUUGAUCCCAAUGCCUCUGUUUACCAGCCCCUGAAGAAAUGAAGGCCAGCAGCGUGUUUUUUCCAGGCUUUGGUUAUCAGAAAGCAUCACAAGGGAGCGUCUCUGGCAGUCAAGAUUAAAAAAAGUUUAUAUUGUAUUUUGUGGGACUGUAUAUGUUGUCGUUUUUAAAAAGGGGGGGAAAGAUAACAUCCAAGCCUGAUUAGAACUGCCCACCAGUUUUUCUUGUAAGUUUUUAGAAGACCUCACAGAACUUUGCAGUUUAUUUUUCUCGGCCAUUACAUUAAAACCAUUCUUGGAUUUCAAGUAGCCAGUUUUGCCUUUUAUGUAUUCUUACAGUUUCCUCUUGAAGAAAAAAAAAAAGCAGAGUUUUUCCUUCUCAACCCUUUCUUUUUGUUUUGUUUUGUUCUUAAAUCAGCAAGCAAAACCUGCACAUUGGAUUCACAUGGGAUGACAAUGAAAACUUAGUUUUUAGUGUGAAAGGUUUAAAUAACCGAACACAGCUUUGAUGCUAUGGCUGCAUUAAAGAAAAUGAUAACUAAAAUUACAGAAAACAAAAAUUGAUUACCCUCCAAGGACCAAACAAAUCCAAGGAGUGUCAUUUCAGCCGAGGGGAGACUCAGGUGAUGGGACCAGCUGUGCGAAUGUAACGGGUUGUGUCUGAAAUGUGUGUCUUCCCAUCGGUGUGUUUAGUCCUAGAAAAUUGCUAGCAGCAGCCUUGUUCACAGUGCCUUGGGAAAAGACAUUUCAAGAGGAAACUUGAUUUUAAACAAUUUCCCCCUUUACCAUCAUCUACCUUCUCUCUGUGUCAAGCUCACUACGGAUCCUGCUAUAGAACUGGUGGGUAGCUGGGCUGUUCGGUACCACUUCAGCCACACCUUCUGUUUCCUUUCAUUGAAAGCACCACAGUGUUCUGGACUUGUCUCGAGGCAAGCACCCUGGGAAGGGGAGCUGGGCGGUGUUUGUGUUCGAGAGACUGCAAUGCCGGCUAAUAAAAGCUGCAGUUCUA